Messenger RNA from Ilyonectria robusta, 561 nucleotides. RefSeq lists its product as uncharacterized. NCBI's taxonomy places the organism in Eukaryota, Fungi, Ascomycota, Sordariomycetes, Hypocreales, Nectriaceae. Gene Ontology annotation, biological process: protein phosphorylation. The record is from RefSeq and is a predicted model, not a curated record. Bases 1 to 561 code for a protein of 186 amino acids. The transcript has a single exon. Gene Ontology annotation, molecular function: ATP binding; protein kinase activity.
AUGUUCGAGAGCCUCACGAUCAUGGAGCAACAUCACCGUUAUAACGACGUGGACGCGGUGCCUUUCAAAUCUAUCAAACUUAUUGGUGGCGGUGCAGUUGGAGUUGUCGACGAGGUCUUGGGCCUUGCCGGCCCAUUCCGGAAUCGCGUUUACGCCCGGAAAACCAUUGUCCUCGUCGAGGAUCCCGCCGGCCGAGAGGCUGAGCUUCUCGAAAUCGAAAAAGAAGUUGAGAUCUUGAGGGAGGCUAGCCAUCAUCACAUUGUGAAGCUUGUCACGACAUAUUUAUUCGACGAUAACUACGCAAUCGUCAUGGAUCCCCGUGCAGAUAGUCACCUGGAGAGAUCUCUUCAACAGAACGCCCGAAGCGGCCGAAAAGAUAUCCACUUGGUUUGGGUGUCUUUUGAGCGGAGUGGCCUACGCCCACCAACGUGGAAUUCGACACCGGGAUAUCAAGCCUCACAACAUUCUCGUCAAGGAUGGAACAAUUCUUCUGAGCGAUUUUGGGAUCUCUAUGAUGGGACUCGGAAUCACGGUUCCAACAACAAUUCUUGGGAGACCUAG